AUGUCCCAGGGGCUCAGGGGACCCGCAGGGGUAUUCCCUUACCAGACACGCCCCUGCUUGGACCCCAGCUAUGAGCAUAGCAGCUGGAGACACCUGCAGCCACGUGUGCCCGAGUCUUACCCCAGGAGUUUCCAGCUCCAACAGAUAGAGUUUCUUAAAGGCCGGCUCCCAGAAGCACCCUUGAUUGGACACCAGCCCCAGUCGCUGCCGCCAUUCUUCCCAGGACACUGGCCACGGUUCCCAGGGCCAUCUUCCCAAGGCAAGCAACUGGAAACCUGGGGUUUCCCCAAGAGAGUGACUCCUAGAAGUCAGGGCUUCCACAUAGGACUGCCACUUCCUCCCCCACACAGCACAAGUCUGCCAUGGAGAGAGGAUGAUAGACUUUGCUCGCACUUCCAGGAGCUGAGCAUCAGUCAGAAUCCAGAGCAGAAGAUCCUAGGCCGCCUGGAGGAGCUUGGAGAGGGGCGGGCCAUCAGCGCUCAGGUACUAGCCAGAGAGCUCAGGGUCCCAAAGAAGGAGGUCAAUCGUGUAUUGUACUCCCUGGAGAGGAAGGGGAAGCUGCGUAGAGAAGUAGGAACUCCUCCUUUGUGGAGCCUUGCACCCCCACAUCAGGCUUGGACUCAGCCCCCUAAAACUGUGAAUCCAGACAGUUGUGGCCAGGAAGUCCCUCAAGAAGAACCUGGUUUGAGCAGUGAAGACGGGGACCCUGCCUCUGACUUAGAAGGACCCCUUGAGCUUCUUGACAUGGCGGAGAUCAAGGACAAAAUCUGUGACUACCUGUUCAAUGUGCCGAACUCCUCUGCCCUGAACCUGGCUAAGAACGUUGGCCUGGCCAAGGCCCGGGAUGUGAAUGCGGUACUGAUUGACUUGGAAAGGCAAGGCGAUGUCCACAGGCAAGGGGCCAUGCCUCCCACCUGGGACUUGACGGACAAGAAGCGGGAGAGGCUGCAGAUCAAGAGAAGUACACACAGUGUCCCAGCUGCUGUCCCAGAGGCCACCAGAAGCACCUCAUUCCCCAUCUGCCAUUCGCCCCCAUCGGGUGCCUCCAGCAGCAUGGCAACCCCCAAAAGAGUGGAGAAUGGCCAAGAACCUGUGACAAAGUAUGAAAGUAGGUAUGAGGCCAGACCAGGACCAGUGAGGCUGCGGCCACACGCUUAUCACAGUGGCCCCUCUAGAGCAGGGUAUGUUGACUCUGAAAACGGCCAGUGGGCCACAGAUGACAUCCCAGAUAACUUGAAUAGUAUCCACACAGCACCAGGUGAGUUUCGAGCCAUCAUGGAGAUGCCCUCCUUCUACAGCCCUGUCUUGCCACGGUGUUCACCAUACAAGAAGCUGACUGAGUGCCAGCUGAAGAACCCUGUCAGCGGGCUGUUAGAGUAUGCUCAGUUCACUAGUCAGACCUGUGAUUUCAACCUGAUAGAGCAGAGUGGACCGUCCCAUGAACCUCGAUUUAAAUUCCAGGUUGUCAUCAAUGGCCGAGAGUUUCCUCCAGCUGAAGCUGGCAGCAAGAAAGUGGCCAAGCAGGAUGCAGCAAUGAAGGCCAUGGCGAUUCUGCUUCGGGAAGCCAAAGCUAAAGACAGUGGAAAACCAGAAGAAUUAUCCCCCUGUCCCAUGGAGGAGGACUCAGAGAAGUCAGCAGAGUCCCAGACCUCCAGCUCCUCAGCAGCACCCUUGCUCUCUGGGAAGAGCCCAGUGACCACGUUGCUCGAGUGUAUGCACAAGCUAGGGAACUCCUGCGAAUUCCGUCUCCUGUCCAAAGAAGGCCCUGCCCAUGACCCCAAGUUCCAGUACUGUGUAGCAGUCGGAGCCCAGACUUUCCCCACUGUGAGUGCCCCCAGCAAGAAAGUAGCGAAGCAGAUGGCCGCAGAGGAAGCCAUGAAGGCUCUGCAGGAGGAGGCAGCCAAUUCAGCUGAUGACCAGUCUGGAGGUGCGAACACGGAAUCACUCGAUGAGUCUGCGGCACCUAACAAGAUCAGGAGGAUUGGUGAGCUCGUGAGGUACCUGAACACCAACCCCGUGGGUGGCCUGUUAGAGUAUGCCCGCUCCCAUGGCUUUGCUGCUGAGUUCAAGCUGAUUGACCAGUCUGGACCUCCUCAUGAACCCAAGUUUGUUUACCAAGCGAAAGUCGGGGGCCGCUGGUUUCCAGCCGUGUGUGCACACAGCAAGAAACAAGGCAAGCAAGAUGCAGCCGACGCAGCCCUCCGUGUCUUGAUCGGGGAGAGCGAAAAGGCAGAGCAGUUGGGUUUCGCAGAGCUUCCUCUCACUGGUAGCACCUUCCACGACCAGAUGGCUAUGCUGAGCCACCGAUGCUUCAAUGCUCUCACCAACAGUUUCCAGCCCUCCCUGCUCGGCCGCAAGAUCCUGGCUGCCAUUAUCAUGAAGAGAAGCGCUGAGGACAUGGGUGUUGUAGUCAGUUUGGGAACAGGGAAUCGCUGUGUGAAAGGGGACUCGCUCAGCCUGAAGGGAGAGACGGUCAAUGACUGCCAUGCAGAGAUCAUCUCCCGGAGGGGCUUCAUCAGGUUUCUCUACAGUGAGCUCAUGAAGUAUAACCAACAUACUGCCAAGAACAGCAUAUUUGAGCUUGCCAGGGGAGGAGAGAAGCUCCAGAUAAAAAAGACAAUUUCUUUUCAUCUCUACAUCAGCACGGCGCCAUGUGGAGACGGAGCCCUCUUUGACAAAUCCUGCAGCGACCGUGCUGUGGAAAGCGCAGACUCCCGCCAUUACCCUGUCUUUGAAAAUCCCAAGCAAGGCAAGCUUCGCACCAAGGUGGAGAACGGGGAAGGCACAAUUCCUGUGGAGUCCAGUGACAUUGUUCCCACGUGGGAUGGCAUCCGACUUGGGGAAAGACUCCGUACCAUGUCCUGUAGUGACAAAAUUCUACGCUGGAAUGUGCUGGGCCUGCAAGGGGCACUGUUGACUCACUUCCUUCAGCCUGUGUACCUGAAAUCUGUAACACUAGGUUACCUUUUCAGCCAAGGGCACCUGACCCGUGCCAUCUGCUGCCGUGUUACCAGAGAUGGGAAUGCAUUUGAGGACGGGCUCCGCUAUCCCUUUAUUGUCAACCACCCCAAGGUCGGCCGAGUCAGCGUGUAUGACUCCAAAAGGCAGUCUGGAAAGACCAAGGAGACAAGUGUCAACUGGUGCUUGGCCGAUGGCUACGACCUGGAGAUCCUGGAUGGCACCAGAGGCACUGUGGAUGGGCCAGGGAAGGAGUUGUCUCGGGUGUCCAAGAAGAACAUUUUCCUUCAGUUUAAGAAGCUGUGCUCCUUCCGUGCCCGGAGAGAUCUACUGCAGCUCUCCUACGGAGAGGCCAAGAAAGCUGCCCGAGACUACGAGUUAGCCAAGAACUACUUCAAGAAAAGCCUGCGGGACAUGGGCUAUGGGAACUGGAUCAGCAAACCCCAGGAGGAAAAGAACUUUUAUCUCUGUCCAGUGCCCAAUGACUGACAGUGGGGCAUGUUUCCCACAGGGUCAGAGGGAGUCUGUGGCAUUCCUCAUCACAUUGGGCCAGAGUUUGGGGGCUUUUGUUUUUCUUAAACCCUACCCUCCCCCCUUAUUUUCAAUGGAGGAACCAUGAUAGAUGGUACCAAGACCUUUGGUUCCCAUUUAUCCCACUCGCUUUGGGAUUUCGAGGUGGGGUCUGGCCAAACCUCCCCGCACCCUUUUCCCAAGCAAAAAGUCAGAGGUUCAAAGCAGAGGGGCACUUGUUCCCCGUGUGGCAUAGCCAGUCCCUGAUUCCCCGCACCUGGUCCCUCCAGUUUAGUUUUGUGGAGUUGUAUCUCCUUUUUGUUUGCUACACUGACCUCUUGUGGAUUUGAUUACAUUCCCAUCAGUUCUCUGUAAAUCAUGUCGGGGACUCAUGAUGGCACCUCUGUAGACCUGUAGGCCCCUAGUCUUCCCUCCCAGAAUUCCUUCCCGUGAUGAGGUUUCUCCUUCCCACCCCAGAGGGGGAAGAGUUACAUAAAGGAUUGAUGACAUGUUUACAAGAACAGGAGCUGAAAACUGAUCAGGGGUUGUAGGGCAAUGGGAAUGUGGUAGAAUGGUUGGGACAGGCAGCCCUGCCCAACAACAGGCUGUGCUGGCCAGCCAGGGAACUUGCUUCCUGGGCACGGGAAAGUUGAGAACCAGAUGUGGAACUGAGAAGGUGCCCAAGCCAAGCCGGUGCCCCAGUGGGGGCCCACAGAGCCCUAGCCAGGGUACAGCAGCAUUCCUUGGAAUGUAGCCACACUCCUGUCUGCCCUCUGUAAAGCGUUCCCAGAGUCUGGCUCUGUCCACAUGGAGUAUCUGUGUGAAGAGCUGAGGACAAGUCACGGUCAUCUUUGUCCGGACCGAGAAGGGAUGAAUGCAAAGCAUCCUGGUCCACUUGGGAUUCUUCUCAUAGCACUGUUAUCAGCAGAAGUUGACAAAGCCUUGCAUAAAAUGAAUGUUUCUAGAAGGCCAGAGAUACUGAUUCUGGACUGCAUUACAGACUUGAGAGACAAAUAUAUUUUUUCAUUAGUGAAUGUACUUUCAUUUUACCAGAUGGCUUCAGAAGCUGAUUCAUGGGCGGGCGCAGGGCACCGCGAUCUCCUGACCUGCCCCGCCCCUUUGGGAAUCUUGAUAUAUAUAUAUAUGUACCACAGUGUUGAAGGUGACAGGGCACACUAGCCCCCCACUCUGGGGUGGGUUCCUCUGACUCCUCCUCCCCCUAACACUGAAUUGUGGGUGUGUAAGAGCCUUAGCCUCUGUACAGAGUCUGGCUCUAGCACCAAGUCAGCCAGACAGCUAGACCCCGCUCCAUUCUGCUCCACAGGACCAAACCCAUGCCUUUCCUCUGAAUGGCGUGGCUCUGUCUAGGAAUAGCUGUAUCAGCGGUUUCCUGCACUCCCUUGCUCACCCUCAGUGCUGGCUCCCACAUCCUCUGGCCCACUGCCAGCAGCAACCAUAUCAUAUUCACACUUUGAUUCUAAUGGCUGCUGUCUCAACCUAUGAUCAGACCUGUGUCUUAGCAAUACACUGGGGAUGUAUUGUUUGCACAACACCAAAUUAUCCUAUGGAACUGCUAGUAUCUGCAGUGGUGUGUGUUGUCAGCCGUGGCAUGUUACACCCGACACCUGCAUCUGACUGAGGCAGAGCGGCCAGGGACUUUUCUCCAUUGAUUCCUUUGGUCCCUCUGGUCCUUCCCGGGUAUUCAUUUAAAGCAGCAGAUAGAUCCACUUCAGCAGCUUCUUCCUCAGCCAGGCACGCGGGCUCUCCAGUCCAGAGCCCCACCCUUACCCUCAGACCCUGCCUAGCAAACUGUGGUUCCCGGUUUCCGCAGCUGUUCCUAUGGGCCUGCUGAAGUGAACCACUGGCACACACCCUGCCUCUGGGCCCCUGGUCAGAGGGGCAGAGCUACCACCACGUUUUCUUCACUUUUGUGUGUGACCUUCAUUUUAAGAAACGGCCUUCCCUCCUCCUCCUCGCUGCUUCUUACUGAUUUCCGUAGUUGACUUGUCUGAGCUGUGACUGUCCUGCAUUCUUUGAAUAAUCACGUGUAAGAAUUGUCAAUGCCUGAAACUAUUUCCUGUACUCAAAUUGAAGGGAUUUUUGCUGGCCUUGGGGUUUUGGCAGUGACUCCAAGACAGAAUGGAGAAGGGCCCAGGCCUAGCCUUGGUGCUGUGACGGAUGCAGUCCUUCUUGUGUCCCUUAACAGAUUGCAGUAUACAUUCCUCAGAAAUAAACCCACUGAAGCAACAGGA
This is a messenger RNA of Microtus ochrogaster (prairie vole), 5720 nucleotides long. RefSeq names its product adenosine deaminase RNA specific (gene Adar). Gene Ontology annotation, biological process: RNA processing; adenosine to inosine editing. The record is from RefSeq and is a predicted model, not a curated record. NCBI's taxonomy places the organism in Eukaryota, Metazoa, Chordata, Mammalia, Rodentia, Cricetidae. Gene Ontology annotation, molecular function: adenosine deaminase activity; tRNA-specific adenosine deaminase activity; double-stranded RNA binding. Gene Ontology annotation, cellular component: nucleolus; cytoplasm.